AUGAAGCGAGACGAGGGAGUUUUGUUUGCCUCUGCAGGGGCGCCUGCCCAAGAUGUCGUCGUAGGGGAGAUAGACAUUUCGACGAGCGGUCCUGAGUUAGAGAUUACAGAAGCGGAUGUUGAUGAAUGGAUCGUGCGGGCAAUGGAGGAAGAGGAAGAAAAGAGAGAAAAAGAAAGUCGGACGAAGAAAGGGUUAGAUAGGGGAGAGGGUAUAGUGGAGGAUCAAGAGAAGGAGGCGAGGAAAAAGCGGAAGCGGGGAUCCGAGGGUUAUGUUGGGGCGAGCAAGAGGGCUCGCAUUUUCAGAAGAAUCGAAUGCUCCUUUCCUGCGCUGGCAUCGGCGCACGACCAUCCCCCGAUGCUUCCUACUGACACGCGCCGCCUUCUUUUUCCCAGAGAUAGACAAAUUUUUGAGCGAAAGGGUUUGACUAGGGUGGUUCGUGAGUCAGUUCAUGAUUCUUUCAAGCUUCUGCAAAGUAGCCUCUUCGUCGAAGAUGAAAUAGUGCGGUUGCGGGCUGAGCUAAACAAGUCUAAGGAAGAGGCGGAAGAAUUAAGGACAUCGGUCGACGAAGCCAAUAGUCGCGCGGAAACAGCAGAGGCCACUCUCGCUUCGACCGCCACUAGCGUUGCACUGGAAAUGGAGAAGUUAAGGGCGGAGGUCGAGCGAGUUAGGGCGGACGAACAAAGCGCGAGGGUGAAUGAAGCCAGGGUUGUAGAAGAAUUGAAAAUUGCUGAUGAGCAAAUUCUUGCUUUUAAAAAGUAUAAGUCUGAGAUGGACGUUGUUCUGGAAGAGUACCAGGCGGCGAAAGACCUAGCAGAUGAGAUGCGGAAAAAGCUGAUGAAUCAGCUCUCGAUUUCUGAAAGGGAGAGAACAGAAGCCUUAGCGAAUGCUCAGCGUGCAGAAUCUGAUUUGGCGGCUCUUACGAGAAAGAUGACCAAGAAGACCAAGAAAUGGCACAAGCGAAAGGCUAAAUUUGACAGCAAACUUAAGGAGGCGGAGGCCGCUAGGUUGGCGAUCGAAGCUGAUCAUCAUGAGAAGGUGAAGAUUAUCGGGGGUGUGGCAGGUGCCUUGGCUCGUCUUGAAAUGCUAAAGGAUUAUAGGGAUGGACGGGAAGCAACUUGGGAUUUGGCGGAGGAGAUAGCUGAUUGCGAAAUUGUAUUAAAGAAGUUCGGCCACUUGUAUGAGCCUGUUGGAAGCGGCGAAGGUGAAGGCGACGAAGGUGCUGAUGAUCUCGGGGAUGACGACGGCGAUGAAGGAAAUGUAGGUGGCCAUAGGAGUGAUGAAAGAGUGGGUGGUCAAGGCAAGAGCGGAGCUGAAGAUCGGGAUGACUCUAAGUAA
This is a messenger RNA of Tripterygium wilfordii, 1335 nucleotides long. RefSeq names its product probable DNA double-strand break repair Rad50 ATPase. NCBI's taxonomy places the organism in Eukaryota, Viridiplantae, Streptophyta, Magnoliopsida, Celastrales, Celastraceae. Bases 1 to 1335 code for a protein of 444 amino acids. The record is from RefSeq and is a predicted model, not a curated record. The transcript has a single exon.